Strongylocentrotus purpuratus (purple sea urchin) is the source of this 4751-nucleotide messenger RNA. RefSeq names its product pre-mRNA-splicing factor CWC22 homolog. Bases 191 to 2590 code for a protein of 799 amino acids. The record is from RefSeq and is a predicted model, not a curated record. The transcript has 5 exons. NCBI's taxonomy places the organism in Eukaryota, Metazoa, Echinodermata, Echinoidea, Camarodonta, Strongylocentrotidae.
AACGUACACGUAGAGGGCCAGCUAUUUUGUGGACUCUGAAUUUGACGGAAUCUGACACAGGGUUUUUCUGAAGAAGAUGCCUAUACAAAUUGUCGUCAAUCAUCAAACAAGUUUGAGACCAUUGUAGGAGUUUCAAGAAACUAUCUGCAUCGUAUAGGAGGUAUUUUACUUAGUUUUUCAGACGUACACCAUGGGACGGUCCAGAAGCAGGACAAGGAGUAGGUCCCCUCAUGGAGACAGAAGAAAAGACCGAAGUAAGAAUAGGGAGAGAGGCAAGGAGAGAGACAGGGAAAAUGAUUUGCAUUCCUCAAGAGGAACAGCCCAUAAGCAGCGUCAUGGUGAUAGCGAGAGACAUGGUAGUGAUCGUAAACACCAUUCUUCAGGAGAGCGCAGGUUGCCUGAUAGGAGCGGGAAUGAUCAUCGAGGGAACAGGGGUGAAGGAAGGAAGCCAGACGGUCGAAAGGAGAAGAGUCAGAAUGACAGGGAUCAUGGAAGGGAUCCUGAGCGGAAAAAGGAGGAAAGAAAAACUUCCUCUUCAAAGAAAGUAACUAGAUCUCACUCUCCCGCUAUGGCAAACUCUAAAGAGAGAUCACGCUCAAAGUCUGGUGCUGAGGCCAGCAACAGCUCUACUUACAACUCAAAUAAGAAACAAGAGCGACGACAGAAAGAGGAAUCGUCCAGCACAAAGUUUGUUUCAAGAAGGAUGCGUGACAGUUCCGACUCAUCAGGAAGUGAAUCCAGUGAUGAUGAAAGGCCAGGUCUUCCUAGGGCAUAUGCAACAGCCUCAAACAGCGAUUCUGAUAGAAGUGCUAUUAGAGAAGAGUCUCAUUCAGACUCAGACUCAGACUCAUCGCAAUCUUCCAACAGUUCAGGAUCGCCUGUAGAGAAAAUCCCAAGAGCGUAUGCAGCGUAUGAAAAUGACAGUGAUACUGUGGUUGAAUUAAAGGAACAGGAAUUGGCACGACUGGCCAAGGGCAAGCAGUAUGUUGUUUCUUCAUCUGACGAUGAUUCUCCCCGUGCUAGGCUACCCAGAGCAUACGCGUCUUCACCUAUCCAUGGCAAAGGGCGCCUUGAGCCUGACACAAAAAGGAAAACUUCUAAAGACUUACAUGUGGAAGAUAGACACAGUGGAGGUAAAGACUCUAAACAUAACAGAUCCAGUUCAGACUUCAGUCCAAAUGAGAGGUCCUAUCGCCAGAGCAAGAGCAAGAAGGGUGAAAGGGAAGACCGGGAAAGAUCAUCUCUUAAUGAUCGAGGUAGCCAUAACUCUAAAAGUACAAUCAGUAGCAGACAUGACAGGGAUAGGCGAUCCAGAGAUAGAGAAUCUGAACGGCACAGGGAUGGUGGAGACAUGAAGAAAAGUCGCAGUAGGGAGCACUCGUCAUCCCAGCAUUCUGGGGAAACAAGCAGGAGAAAUGACAUUCCUCAUCGUUCUGAAACUCACAAGUCAAGAUCCUCGGAAAAGUCAUCCAAGCAGAAAGAAAUCAACAGGAAAGAUCAUUCUUCAAAGAGCUUGUGUGACCGAAGCCGCAGUCAAGAUAGGAGCAGUAGAUCACACAGGAGCCCUCACCGUGAUGAAGGUAGCAAACAGUCCAAACACUCAUCCAAAAAUGGACAAAAUGUUGCAGAUACAAGACAAGAAUCGAGAUCCACAGGACAUACUUCGGAAAAGAUAUCCUCCAAGCAUUCUAGCGAGAGAACCAAGAGCCAUAGAGAUGAAUCGAGGGGGAGCGCUAAGAGUAAUGACAGGAUUCCAAGAGAACAGAACUCAUCAGGCAAGGAUUCCAGAUCGAAAAAGGACUUACUAAAAAGUAAAUCAGAUGCAAGAAAGCGCAGAAGCCCGUCCAGUAGUGAUGAUGAAUUAGAUGGAAGAAAAGGAGAGAGAUCUGAGAAGAGAUUGGAUAGUGAGAGGAAGCCUGAGAAGUCACGCAAAGAAGGAAGCAAGAACAAGCCAGGGAGUGGAAAGAAUGGCAAGGAUACAAAAAAGUUAAAAGACAAGAAGCCAGAGAAAAAAGCCAGGAAACGAAAGGCAUCGUGGAGCUCUGGAUCAGAUUUGUCGGAGAGCGAUAUCUCACUGCAUUCUACACCUGCAAAGAAAGCCAAAGACAAGAAGGAUAGAACAGUGAAAUCCAAGAAGGCACAUGUGAAGGAUAAGAAAAAGAAGAAGCACAAGAAGGAGCACAGGAAGGAGAAGAAACAAAAAGAUAUUUUGAGGAAGAAGAGCAAGGAAAAGAAAAAGAAAGCCACAAGAAAGCAGGAGGAGGGGUCAAAAAAGAAGAAAACAGAUGAGGUUGUACCACUGUCAGGAAUCCAGAAGAAGCUGAUAGAGAUGGCCAAAGCAGGGAAAAAAGAAGAGCCGUCUGAAGAAGGUUCAUCAAAGAGGAGUAUGGUACCAAUGACCAAAGAGCAGUAUGACAAGGAGGAGAGCAAAGUGCGUAGGGUGUAUGAUGCAGAUACAGGAAGAAACAGGUUGAUUCGAGGCAGCGGAGAAGUCUUGGAAGAGAUUGUGAGCAGAGACAGGCACAAGGAAAUUAACAAGGCAGCUACAAAGCAUGAUGGAAUUGCGUAUUCCAAGAGUAUUUACAGGUGAUCGCCAACCAUCAAGCUUGGAACCAUAAGGUAUUCAUCGUCGCCCCACCAACUCAGCUGCAGAAUGUAAAGGGAUGCUCAAGAUUUUAAGAUUCCUUAUUUUGAAGGUUUGUAACGCAGAAGACACAAAUUGCCAUCCUUUAAAAGGCAGCUACAAGGUAUGGUGAAAUCUCAUCCUCCUGAAACCUGCUUUUGCCAUUAUGAUGACUACAGUUGUAUGUAGUAUGCCUUGAACAUUUGUUUUCAUCGACACCUGUACUAGAAGAAUCUGUUCUUCAAUUUUGCCUAUUUAUAAAGACUGCAUUUCUUGGCUCCCUUGAGUGGUCUUUAUAUGCAGGCUUCACUGUACAAAUCAGAUGUAUUAAAUCAUCAUGAUCGGUAAUGUAUGGGACAAAAUAGCGUGGACUUGCCCUAAUAAUAUAUGGAAGGUUUGCUUUGCCAGAGUUUCAUUUAAUUUGUCAAGUUUUGUAACUUAUAAACAAUCAAUUUGUGUAUACCAUGUGUUUACUGCUCUUGAAAUGAAGGUCCAAAUACUUCAUUUGAAUAAUGUUCAUUUAUGAGUCUAUAGAUAAGCAAACCCUUCAAAUUACAAGCCACUUCAAUGUCUUGUAAAGUAUUUUGGUGACAUCAUGUCUUCUGAUGAUAUACAUGUUCAUGUAUAAAUGAUUUUUGGAUUGACUGAUUCACAUUAAGCCCUUGUAUUAUUAUAUGUGCAAGUAUCACAAAUCACAUUAUCUGAGCUCCUUGAUCAGUUUAAGCGAGUACACUUCUAAACAGCUCAUUACAGCUGUUGUUUCUUCUACGGAGGAAUAACAUUUAGAUCGACAAGAGGUGAAAAUGAGAAGAAAAAAAAGAUUUUCACUUGUAGUUAUUAGUUAGUUGUUAAAUUCCUCUUUUUACAUGAGGAUGAUUGAAAGAUCAUAUGAUAUUGUCAAAAUGCAAGAGUGCCAAAUUCCACUGUAUUUACAUGAAAAGGUACCUGUAAAUUGAUUUGUAUAUCACGCUGACAAUCCUCUUUUAGAGCACAUGUAGUCAUUAUUUUUUAUAGCGAUGUGUUUUUGAGUUAUGUUUAGUAAAGCCCAACAAAUUUCAAGCCUUUUUUUUUUUAAUAUAGACAUACCUUGUGCAACUAUUGAAAAUUUAUGAAUGAAAAUUGCAGAUACAUUACCACAAGGAAAAUUUCCACUUUGUUUUAACAUUAAUUUUGUUGUUCUUGCAUUUACUUAUAUUUUUGCCAUUUUUAGCAUUUUAAUGUCUAUCCUUUACUUAAAUUUUAUUUAUCAUUCUACAUUCUGCGCUAUGAGAAAAGUAGACCCUAAUAAUGCCGAUUUUGUUUCUGUUCAUGCAUAUUGUUUAAGUUUUUAACAAAUAUUUGUUUUGUACCAUACUGUGACUGCAGCAUCUGACAUAGUUUUAUACUUCAAUCAAAGUCCUGAAAAUGUUUAUAAUGUGCCUUAAAAUCUUGUACACAUAUGCCUAGGUAAACUGUAAAACUGACCACCAUGCACCGGCCAAAGUAAGUGUAUUGUACAGUACAUUUUUGUAUUUCGCGUAGGACAUUUGUUACUUAUUUUUUCCCCACUUGCCAUUCACUUAAUAUGUUAAUUUUUUAAUAAUUGUUUUAAAUGAUGCGGUUUACCUUGACAUAUGUGGACAAGCAUUCAUACUAGAAAUUAGCUUGUACAUUCCUAUAUAUCACUUGAUAUGAUGUACAUUUCCAUGUUUUUUAGAUUUUUAUUUUCAAUGGCCUGUGUGCUUAAGUUACUGGGGUCUGUGAUGUAAAAGAAGGAAUCUGCUGUUAAGAUGAUCAGUAAACAAGCAUUUUCAUAUUACUAUGAAGGAGUCGCUCAUCCUACAAGGUAAUGGACCGGUUUACAAACACAUAGUGUGUUCAAAUUUAUGGAUGUUUCUUUCCAGGGGACCUAGUGACUAGUUCUUCCAUUAACGUGUUUGUUAUUAAUGAAUGAACUACUAUAUUGAGAAUCCAGUUUGCAUAUAUUACUGGUUGCUAUGUCGGGCAAGCUUUCGUGUUGUCAAGAACAUUCUCUGUUUAUAAAGCAUGCAUAAAAUUUGAAUGUGUCAGUAAACCGGUCCAUUGUGUUGUAAUGAUAUUGCUCAUUGUGUAUGCUAGGGGAUAAUAUUCAGUCCUAUUACCCCUGCAU